Molecule: messenger RNA, 732 nt
Organism: Mytilinidion resinicola
Lineage: Eukaryota; Fungi; Ascomycota; Dothideomycetes; Mytilinidiales; Mytilinidiaceae
Exons: 3
Coding region: 1-504 (167 amino acids)
Source: RefSeq, a predicted model, not a curated record
AUGGUAUGGAAGGCUGCAGGGAUACCGAGUGACAGCUCUGCUCGUGGUAUAUCUUCCUUUUGUGGUGGCGGCUAUUUUUUCGCGGGGAAUGCGGAUGAUGAUUGCGGAGGUGGUGGGGUACAGCAAUAUGUUCUGGGAGAUAAUUGGGUGGUUAAAUGUGGCACAUUGAUGCCUCGUGCUGGCGCUAUGUCCGCGACUGGCUUUUCUACUUCGCCAAUGACUCCCUCUACCCUUCUCGUUCACCCUAGUGUUCUCCACUUUUCAGCUAAAUACCUGCCAUACCCGCCGAAAGCUAACCCUCCUAGGCUUCUUGCCCUCCUCAGCGCGGCAUACACCCCUUUCUACCAUCUCCCUCGGCAACCAACUAGCCCCCUCCCAUCCUACAACGGUGAAAUCCCCCUGCCGACCGAUUCGCGCUACACCGAUGAGCGACUCGACGACAAUGUCAACCCAGAAGACGAUUCAGACAUGCCACUACCAGCAGUUCCUCAACCUUAUUCCUAGAGUGCAGAUAUCGAAGCGCAAACGGGUGGAGGUCGUGGGCGGAUUCGUUAAGAUCAUUCGAGGAGAAGAGAGGAGAAGAGGGGUAGAGGUUUUUAGUACUCGGGUUAGGAAGCGUAAGAAACAUUGGAUAACUAGUGUGGGGUCUAUAAUGAUUCAAAGUCGCAUCCCCGUAUUACCCACCAGCCUCUAAUCAUGACCAGAUGUGUUGACGCCGCCUUUCUCAACCUA